Molecule: messenger RNA, 1407 nt
Organism: Lolium perenne
Lineage: Eukaryota; Viridiplantae; Streptophyta; Magnoliopsida; Poales; Poaceae
Molecular function (GO): protein binding
Source: RefSeq, a predicted model, not a curated record
AUGACCCGCCACAGUUGUGGAAGCUCACCGGCGGCACCUGCUUCCCUGCCAGAUGACGGCGAUCUACUUUGGGAGGUCCUCCUCCGCCUCCCACCAAAGCCAUCCUCCCUCCCGCGCGCCUCUGCUGUAUGCAAGCGAUGGCGGUGCAUCGCCACUGACACAAAGUUCCUCCGCUGCUUCUACGCGCACCACCGGAAGCCACCCCUGCUGGGCUUCUUCCAUCGCCGCAACCAGGAGGGGAUCGUGUUCACCCCCAUCCUGGACGCUCCUGACCACGUACCCCCUCAGCGCUUCAACUUUGGAUUCCACGGGCGAGUUGGCGACAACCACCACCGUUCGAGGGGUGAGCUGCUCGAGUGCCGCCAUGGCCGUGUCCUCGUCAUAGACCUGGUGCGAACCGAGGUAUUAGUGUGCGACCCCAUCACCAGAGAGCAGCACCACAUGUCUGUUCCGCCCGAGUUCAGAGGAUACUACCUCAACGGGGCGGUGCUUUGUGCAGCCGCCGAGCAAGGCCACGUGCACGGAGGCUGCUACUCGAGCCCCUUCAAUGUAGUCUUGGCGUCUAUAUGCAGGAAGAGCAAUCUACCCUUCGUGUGCGUUUACUCCUCCGAGAGUGGCAUAUGGGGAAAUAUUAUCUCAGCGGAGGCUCCAUAUGCUAUUAACUGUGAUGGUUGUCCUAGCACCCUUGUUGGUAAUUCCCUUUACUGGUUGCUUUCCAGUAUUGGCAAUGGCAUACUCAAGUUUGAUUUGGAUAGACAGAGCCUAGCCGUGAUCAAGGGACCUCCCGGCACGAGUGACCGCGGCAUACACCAGAUCAUCCGUGCAGAGGAUGGCUCUGUUGGUAUGGCCACUUUUAAUCACCCUUGGUUAAAGAUCUGGCAUAUGAAGGUCAAUAAUUGUCAGGGCGUUAGCACAUGGUUGUUGUGGAAGAUCAUUGAAAUACGCAGUGUUCUUGGGAUCCCUUCUCAUAUUCAGAGGAUAGCAGUAACACGAGAGGAUAAAUUUCUGGGGUAUGACGAGGGUACCGAUGUGGUGUUUUUACUUGUGGACGGCGGUGUCUACAUGCUUCGACUUAGGUCAAUGCAAUCCAAAAAACUUUACGAAGCCAACUAUAACAAUACAACAAAACAUCAUCCUUUCGCGAGUUUCUACACCCUAGAGACUAGCCCACGACCUUCCUUGGUAGCUAUUUGCGAGAUCCGGGCUCGAGUGGAUGAAUCAACGAGAAAGCGGGAGGAGGUGGAGAUCAAUAAUCGGCGAAUGGAGGAGAUGUUCGCUCAGCAGCGGGAGAUGAGGGCUCGACAACAGGAGAGGAUGGCUCGGCAGCAGGCAGCCUGCGAGGUGAGGUUCACAGUCUUUGAUUCCUACUUCGAGCGCGCCUCCGCAAGUUCCUCUUCCUACUCUUAG